Molecule: messenger RNA, 1299 nt
Organism: Enterobius vermicularis (human pinworm)
Lineage: Eukaryota; Metazoa; Nematoda; Chromadorea; Rhabditida; Oxyuridae
Source: the annotation of a GenBank genome assembly
AUGAGACUCGCCACAGAUGAGUUCCUUUUUGAGAGGUGGUCUGCUGGAACUGCUGAAAGUGGAACCUCUAAAGGAAUUGAAAACUUGUCUGAUCUUUUACAGUAUUUCAAACGAGAAACGGACAAAUGGUUUCCUAACGCUGGUCUUAUUGUCUUGUUUUUAAUGAAGCAGAAGAACCAGGAUAAUUACAGUAUAGUUAAGAAGGUUUGUGAUUUGGAUAAGGGAGUUGCUUCGCAGUGUUUAACUGCUGACACAUUCCGGAAGAUGGGGGCUGGUCGAUCUGGGACUCGUGCUGUUGCGCACAAUAUAUGUUUGAAAAUCAAUGUUAAAAUGGGUGGUGUAAACAGCAGAGUGUAUCCAUCUAGUCCGAGGUGGGCGAAAUUUUUCGAUCGAGACAGUCCGACUUUACAUGUUGGGAUUGAUGUUACUCAUCCAGUUCAGGGACGUGGAGGUAACUCGAUAGCUACUGUGGUUGCGAAUGUCGAUAUUGAGGGAUCAAGAUACGAGGUCUCUGUAAAAGUUCAACUACCUGAUCAAGAACGUUUGGUUUAUAUGGCUGACGCAUUACGGGAGCGGAUUCUUGCAUUUAACGAAGUUAAUAAAAGGCCGCCUGAACAUAUUGUUUUUUACAGAGAUGGAAUUUCGGAAAGUGAGUUCCAAGGGACAAUGGGCGAGGAAUUACACUCAGCAAAGGCCGCAUGUUUCAAACUUGGUGAAGAAUACCGACCGACAAUGUCGUACAUUGUCAUUCAAAAGAGGCAUCACACCCGCUUCUUCGUCAACGACGAAAGUGAUGGAAUUGGGAAAAUGCGCAAUAUCCCCCCAGGUACAGUUGUUGAAGAAGAAGUUACUUCUCAGGACUAUUCAGAUUUCUUUCUAGCGUCUCACCGUCUCAGAUUACUUAUAUUGGAUUUGGGUUUGUUAAAUUACUAUUUGGGAACAACUAGGCCUUGUCACUAUUAUUUGCUUUAUGACGAUUGGGGCUGUACAUCUGAUGAAUGGCAGGUUGGUUUAGGAUUUUACAUAAUUGCUUCUUUUGCAAAUGAACUUACUUUCGGAUUAUGUCAUCAGUAUGCUAGGACUAAUAAAUCUGUCUCCAUUCCAGCACCGGUUUUUUAUGCUCAUCUUGCUUGUGCGAGAGCCAGUGUUCACUCAUAUGCUCUACGAAAAAAGGGCGAUCGUGAAGUUAGGCAAUCAGAACUGAGAGCAUCGGCGGAAGCUCCACAAAUGGGGCCAAGUAUUGAUUCUAUAGGGAUAAUCCGCAAAGGUAAGAUAGGGCCUGUCGAGUUGUAUGUGUAG